Messenger RNA from Boleophthalmus pectinirostris (great blue-spotted mudskipper), 5759 nucleotides. It is a transcript of the gene radil, whose product is annotated as Ras association and DIL domains. Gene Ontology annotation, biological process: substrate adhesion-dependent cell spreading; neural crest cell migration; signal transduction. The record is from RefSeq and is a predicted model, not a curated record. Lineage: Eukaryota; Metazoa; Chordata; Actinopteri; Gobiiformes; Gobiidae. Gene Ontology annotation, cellular component: microtubule. Gene Ontology annotation, molecular function: GTPase binding.
AUGUUCUACGGCUCGUCCUCCGGGGCCAGCAUGUCCCUGCCCUCCAAGAGCCGCCUCAAGAGACAGAGCAGGACCUUCACACAGGUGCUGUACCGUACCCUGAGUUACCGGGACCGUGUGCCCACAGAGGUGGGCACUAACACCAGGGACAGAGACAGACGCUCCACAGAGGAGCCUCCUGAACGACCUCCUGAUGACCCUGCUGAGCUGUCCACCCAGAGCUCCGCCCCUGGGGUCCUCAAGAUCUUUGGAGAUGAGAUCUGUGCGGGGGCCAACUACAAGAGCGUCCUGGCCACGCCCCGCUCCAGUGCACAGGAGCUGGUGAAGGAGGCUCUGGAGCGCUACUCCCUCAACAAGGACGCAGCGCACUCCUACGUGCUCUGUGAUGUCAUUGGGCGCCUGGAGGUGGGCGGGGGCGUUGGAGGCGUCAGCUGGAGGACUGAGUGUUUACGGGCCCUAGGGGACAAUGAGAAGCCUCUGUUGCUUCAGGAGCUGUGGAAGCCCCGAGAGGGACAUGCCCGGCGCUUUGAGCUCCGGAGGAGGGCUGAGGUGGAGGAGCUCAAUGCUAAGGACAAGGACACCAUCACUGCAGGCCGAGCCCCUCACUUCUUGGCCGCUCUAAUGGGUCGGUCCGGGCUGGGCAAACUCAGGAGCUCCCCACUGCGCUCCGGCCGAGUGCCACAGUCCGGCUCCAAAGAUAUCAACGCUCAGGCCCGCAAGCUCCAGAGGAACAGAGCCAAAGGGACACUCACCCUGCCCCGCUCCGGCACCUCAUCCCUCUGCCGCAGCCUGAGCGAGACCAGCCUUAACCAGCUGGGAGUGGGUGACGAGCCAAAGCGGUACUACUCCACGCUGCCCGGGCCUCUGCGAUCCCGAGAGCGAGAGGUGUCGAGCGGUCGCAGGAAAGAGGACAGCAGCCACGGAGGAGGAGGAGGAGGAGGGGUGCGCCACUCGCUGUACCAGUCCCCUCACCUGCUGCUGCUACAGGGAUACAACCGCCAGGACUGCCUGGUGUACCUGCUGAACAGAGAGCAGCACACAGUGGGACAGGAGACCCCUUCAGCUCGACCCAACAUCUGCCUUUUCUCCCCGGACAUCAUGCCCCUGCACUGUCGCCUCCGGAAGGUUCCCGCUCCCCGCCGCCAUGGCAACAGUGCAAAGGGGGAGGAGCCUGGAGAGCGCUUCAGCGUCGCCGUGGAGCCCGUGCUGAACGCCACCGUGCUGGUCAACUUUUCCCGCUGCGAGCGCUCCACCACCCUGCGCCACGGGGACCUGCUUUCUUUUGGAGCGCACUAUAUCUUUCUGUACAAGGACCCGACAGGAUCCAAGCCGCUGCCCGCCCAGACCCUUGCCCGCCUGCGCUCCCUGGGACAGCUGUACGAGGCGGGGGCGGAGGAGGGCGAUGGGGGACAGGUGUGUAAGAUGUGUGGCUCUGCGCUGAAGGACAGAGCGGGCCAGGUGUCCAGUGUGCCCGCAGUCAGACGCAGCUUUAAGCCACACCUGGUCAAGCCCCGCAGCAUUGGGACGGCAGUGGGACUGGCUGUGGCUACACCCCUCAGUGUGGGCGGGGCAGGACCGGAGGGGGGCGGGGCCAGAGGGGCGGGGCAGAAGAGACGAUUACAGCUGGAGUUUGAGCAGGCGCACGAAGACCAGCUCUUAAACAGGAUAGUGUCGCUCAUCGAACCUGGAGGAGACGACCACAAGCUGACCACGGCCUACCUGCUGUGUCUGUGCAUACAGCACUCUGCCUCCAGUUUCCCUCCUGGGAGCUUUGGGAAGCUGCUGCUCAAGAUCGUGCGCAGGAUCCAGACCAUUGCUUGGGAGAAGACAAAGGAGCUGGCACAGAAGCAAGCUCAGCACCAGGACCCCGCCUCCCUGUCCCUCCUCAGUAUCUCAGACCUGGUGCCAGACCUACAGACCAUCUUCUUCUGGAUGUCCAACUCCAUUGAGAUCCUCUACUUCAUCCAGCAGCGCACGCCGGCCUACACACACAGCAUCGAGAACAUGCAGGGGUCUAAGGAGUCGCUGCUAUCGGCGACCAUCUCAGCCAAUGAGGAAGCCAUGAGCAUCCUGGAGGAGGUCAUCAUGUACACCUUUCAACAGUGUGUUUACUAUAUCACCAAGGCUCUGUACGUGGUGCUGCCGGGCCUGUUGGACUGUAACCCAUUCCCUGUGGACGGCUCAGAGCCCUGCUGGAAAGGAGGAGUGGGCUUCCCUGAGCCUGUGCGCAGAGUCCUACAGGUCUUUCAGAGCACCCAGGAGCUGCUGCAGGGUUACCAGGUCCACCCGGAGAUCCAGGCUCAGAUGUUCGCUUAUCUGUUCUUCUUCUCCAAUGUGUCCCUGUUUAACCAGCUAAUGGACAAAGGCCCGGCGCGUGGCUGGUUCCAGAGGUCCAAAGUGCUGCAGAUCCAGGCCUGUCUGAGGAUGCUCAUGGAGUGGGCCAGUCGCUCCAAACUGGGACACCUGGCUGACAAGUUCUUCACCAAACUCAACAGUGCUGUGUCCAUAGUAGCCACCGCACCCCAGCAGCUCACACAGAUGAGCUGGCGGGCCCUCUCCAGUGAGCACCCCAGUUUGAAGCCUGUCCAGCUGCACCGCAUCCUGAGCCAGUACCAGCAGACGGCCGAGCUGGGGCCAGUGCCUCUGUGGCAGCCCAGCACUGAGGACGAGGCCUACAUCUACAGGACAGUGGAUCUCCUGGAGAGCUUCGAGAACCAUCCCCCCAUCGUGUUGCCCAGCUCCGGCUUCAGAGUGGACCUGGACAGUGACUGUGUGGAGGACAGCAUCUACAGACAGCUGCUGUACAUAAGACACUACCUGUGGGGCCUGAGAACCAAGACGCACACGCACAACAGCGCUCCCUCUGGACACACGCAGUCCAACGGCACUAACACCAACGACUGGGCCCCCGAUGUACAGAGGGAGUUGGCACCCGCUCACAGCAGCCCUCGCUCCGGAGGUCAGUGCGAUGACGGCAGUGCGGAUCCCUCAGAGGAGCGCAGAGUGUCCCACCACACCCACAGUCUGAGGAGGAACGGGACCCUGCACCAGCCCAAAGCCCCCAACGCAGAGCUGUCCUGCCUCCACCCCCCUCACACCCCCCUGUACCCCGAGGGAGGGGCCCCGGGGCCAAACAAGGGUCACAGCCUGCAGCCCAACGGAUGCCCCCCCAGGAGCGACUGCAAGAAGGCUAACGGGCUCAUCCCCAAUGGGCUGGAAGGUAACGUGUGCUGUGGUGUGUCCUCUGCAGACUUCCCCUUCCCCGUGUCCUCGUGCGGGGCGUCCCCUGUCCCUGAUGACCUGUGUGUGGUGUUUGUAGUGGAGCUGGACAAGGGACCGUACGGGCUCGGCAUGGGACUCAUCGACGGACUGCACACUCCUCUGAAUGCUCCAGGCAUCUACAUCCGCACCCUGAUCCCAGACGGACCCGCAGCCUCUGACGGACGCCUGAGGAUCGGGGACAGGAUCCUGGCUGUGAACGGCACCAGCCUCAUCGGAGCAGACUACCAGAGUGCCGUAGACCUGAUCCGUCUGGGAGGGGGGCGGCUGCGUUUCCUCGUGGCCAAGUCGGACCCCGAGGUGUCGGAGAAGAUCAGCGCGUCCUCCUGCUGACAGCACCCAUGGGACAGCAGCACCCAUGGAACCCCAGCGCCCAUGAUAUACGAGCACCCGUGGGACCCGUGCACCCGUGGGACACCUACACCGAUGGGAGACUAGCGCAGGCUACUGUAGAGAGCUGUCAUCAGUGAGCACAGGGAACACCACAGCGGGGCACAAUCAAACCUCUCACAGUGUCUGGACAGGGUGGGGCUUCUGUGGAGAGUUUGCAUGUUCUCCCUGUGUCUGUGUGACUUUGCUCCAGCUCCCACAUCAACACAACACAUGCACAAUAGAUCCAGUCCUCCAACUAAAGCAGUCCGGAGCUUCACCAGUUCAACACCUGAUGAGUCGGUGGGCGCGGCACCUCGACGGUCCACUGCUCCUCACAGGUUGGGUCAAACCGCAGCAACAAGGACAAGACAGUACACCUGACUUUACACUGCAAGAAAGGAAAAUGAACCAAGUCCGUUAGAUGAAUCUUGACUUAUUCUAGUCUUCAAACAAGUCAAGAAGGUCUAGAUUUAGAUCAGUAUUUGUUUUUCCAAAAAGAGAAAGGGUGAGGAUUGUAUAAAGGAGGCAGCUUAUAAGCGCACUGCAAAGUUCUUUUUGGCUUUGAAGCUUUUAACCGUCCUUAAUUCUACCUACUGUUUAUAGCUCAACCUACUCCGGUGAGUCCUACCAAAUCAGUCAGCUUUUAUUUAUUUAUUUUUACAACUUUUUUUUCUUCUUUUUUUUACAUUUGUGAAAUUUGGUGAUAUUACAAAAAUGUUAAAGCAGACCUAUUAUGCAAAAUUGACUUACUAGAGCUUUUAACUGUGUUAUAGUCCUCACCAUAUUCUCAUCCCAAGUUGUAUUUGGAGUGAUUCGUGCUUGUCUGAGCAAUCUUUAAUCGCUUAUGUUCAAGACGCCAUUUUGCCAGUAGCGUGACGUGCAGCUAUCCAUCGGAGGUGCCGACAUCAGCUCCCAUUGGUCACCUCCGUUUUCUAAGUCGGUGGACUCGUUUGUUUGAUUAAUAUUGCGAUUUAAAAUGUUCAAAUUAUAACAAUGUUCCACUGGUGUCAUAACUGUAUAAUAGACACAAGCACAAUUAUGUCGCUUAUUGAUUCUGCAGAACUCUGUGACAAUUUUCAGUCCCCUGUGAUUUUUUUUCCUUUCUUGUUUUCACGUAAGCAGCCGUAUUUGUCUUGUGUAUCCCUGAUUGGCUUAUCCACCUGUCAAUCAUGCCCACGUGAAAAUCAGGAGAUGCCAAGUGAUCAUAAAUAUAUCUUCGUAAAAUAUUGAAGGAGUGUGUGUUCUGGAUUUCGGGCAAAAUUCUGAUACUAGAAAAUGACAGUCUUUCAGAACAAACCUUAAGUUAAAAAAAAGUUUUAUUUUGCGUAAGUCCAUGGAAACAAUUCUCUUUACAUUUGAGAUUAAAGGAGGACUAGCACUGUUGAGCUCCACUUUUCAACACCUGGAAGUUUUCUCGAACGUUUUGAUCCUGAAAUGGCAUCAGAAGGGGGCGCCGUAACUCUACGACGAAAUUGCUCAGAUGCCCCGGAGACGCCUCUUUCUCCACGCGCUGGAUUUUGACACGAUUCAAUGUACAUUACUAAAGACUGGAUGUAACUUAGUGGAAUGUUUAGACCCAUGUUUUUACUGUUUCAAGAAGCACUACAAGUACGGAGUCACUGGAGGGCCAAAAUUAAGAAUGUAUAAAAGAACAGUCUAACUAUACCAAAAUGCUUGAAGGUUAGAUAUUAUACCAAAUGUACUGCUUUUAAAAAUAGUUUCAACCAUGUAAUCAUAAUAUUUUUAGUUUAAUUUAUUUUCCAUUUUAAUAUUAAAGGUGCAUUAUGGAACUUUUCUGGAGUGGUGUCAGGAACGUUACACAAACUUGCAAAUUAUAGGUGUUUCAUUGCCAAAAUAAAGUACCUUGACUGAAUAACACGCAUUCUUACUUUGAGCAGACUCGCCUCUCCAAAGAUCCGACCCGUAACUCUUGACUCACCACCGGAAACGUUACACAGCGCACCUUUACGAAAACCCAAAGCGGCGGUGUCCCAAAAAAGACCUAACGCGAGACUUUUAAAUUCCACAAAGCGCACUAAAAAUUUCGUAACAAAUUUUCAAACAAAGAACGGAUUGUAGUUUUGUAUCUUGAACUUCAUUGUUUACAU